Passer montanus (Eurasian tree sparrow) is the source of this 2974-nucleotide messenger RNA. RefSeq names its product activin A receptor type 1B (gene ACVR1B). The record is from RefSeq and is a predicted model, not a curated record. NCBI's taxonomy places the organism in Eukaryota, Metazoa, Chordata, Aves, Passeriformes, Passeridae. The coding region runs from base 131 to 1492 and encodes 453 amino acids. Gene Ontology annotation, molecular function: ATP binding; activin binding; activin receptor activity, type I. The transcript has 9 exons. Gene Ontology annotation, biological process: protein phosphorylation; activin receptor signaling pathway; cellular response to growth factor stimulus. Gene Ontology annotation, cellular component: activin receptor complex; plasma membrane.
GCGCCCCGCCGCCCUCCCGCUCGUCCUGCUCCUGCUCCUGGCCGGCCCGCUCGGCGGGGCCCGCGCUUUGACAUGUCUGUGCUCUGACUGCAAACAAGCCAACUCCACGUGUGAGACGGACGGUGCCUGCAUGGUCUCAGUGUUCAACCUGGAUGGUGUCAAACACCACGUUCGGACCUGCAUUCCUGAGGCCAAACUGAUUCCUGCUGGGAAACCCUUCUAUUGUCUGAGUUCAGAGGAUCUGCGUAAUACUCACUGCUGCUACUCCGAUUUUUGCAACAAAAUUGAUUUAAUGGUUCCCAGUGGACACCUGAAAGACAACGAGCCCCCGUCAAGCUGGGGUCCCGUGGAGCUGGUGGCGGUGAUUGCCGGGCCCGUGUUCCUCGUGUUUGUUGUCAUGAUCAUUGUGGUUUUUGUGUUCCAUCACCACCAACGGGUCUAUCACAACCGCCAGAGGCUGGACAUGGAGGAUCCUUCUUGUGAAAUGUGCCUUUCCAAGGACAAGACCUUGCAAGAUCUGGUCUAUGAUCUCUCCACCUCCGGCUCUGGCUCAGGCCUGCCUCUGUUUGUCCAGCGGACGGUGGCUCGGACCAUUGUCCUUCAGGAGAUCAUCGGCAAGGGCCGCUUUGGGGAGGUGUGGCGGGGCAGGUGGCGCGGGGGCGACGUGGCCGUGAAGAUCUUCUCGUCUCGUGAGGAGCGCUCCUGGUUCAGGGAGGCAGAGAUCUACCAAACCGUGAUGCUGAGGCAUGAGAACAUCCUGGGAUUCAUUGCUGCAGAUAACAAAGAUAAUGGGACGUGGACCCAGCUGUGGCUCGUGUCUGACUACCACGAGCACGGCUCUCUCUUUGAUUACCUGAACCGCUACACGGUGACCAUCGAGGGCAUGAUCAAGCUCGCCCUGUCUGCUGCCAGCGGGCUGGCCCACCUGCACAUGGAGAUCGUGGGCACUCAGGGAAAACCUGGGAUUGCUCACAGAGACCUGAAAUCCAAGAACAUUUUGGUGAAGAAGAACGGCACGUGUGCCAUCGCUGACCUCGGCCUGGCCGUCCGGCACGACUCCGUCACGGACACGAUCGACAUCGCCCCCAACCAGAGGGUUGGAACCAAACGAUACAUGGCCCCAGAAGUCUUGGAUGAAACCAUCAACAUGAAGCAUUUUGAUUCAUUUAAAUGUGCUGAUAUCUACGCCUUGGGCUUGGUCUACUGGGAGAUUGCCCGAAGGUGCAAUGCAGGAGGUAUCCAUGAGGAGUAUCAGCUUCCCUACUACGACCUUGUGCCCUCUGAUCCCUCGAUUGAGGAGAUGCGGAAGGUUGUGUGUGACCAGAAAUUGCGGCCAAACAUCCCAAACUGGUGGCAGAGCUAUGAGGCACUACGGGUGAUGGGCAAGAUGAUGCGAGAGUGCUGGUACGCCAACGGAGCAGCUCGGCUCACUGCCCUGCGCAUUAAGAAAACCCUCUCCCAGCUCAGUGUCCAGGAAGAUGUGAAAAUUUAAGCUCUGAGCCUCAGCAGGAGGAAACUGCACAGGAGCUGCUGUGCUAGAGUAGACAUGUGAUGGAGGCCUACCUCGUGUUUCAGCCCAACCUACUGCUACAACCAGACAGCGGGACCUGCAGGCUGCUAGGCAGGGGGACGGAGCCUACGGAACCGCUCUCUUCCCUGCUUGGGUAUGAAACAAUCCAAAACCUUUUGUGAUCACCUCCUGAGAGCGUGGAGACUUGAGAGGGACUUCACCCGAGGGAUCUCAGCCAUGAUCGUAACUCUUUGUUCCUUUCAAGGAAAUCCCUGUAAAGUUCAGCGUGCGUUGAGCACCCAUUGGUGGGGUCGGAGCCAGCCCCGGGUGCUCGGUGCCGGGAGUGGGAAGGGAAAGGGAAAGUUUUCUUGCCGUACUCUCGAGGAUUUUUCCAGGGACUGGCACAUUAAUGCAGAAAAAGCAAAACAAAUGGUGCUCUCUUCCAAGAGGCUGAGCCAGAACAGUUGUAUCAGCUUCACAAAACCGUUCUCCCUCCUUUUCUUAAGCUUGAAAAACAAAAGUCCAAGUGGGCGCCCCGGCGGGCGCCCGGUGUCUGCAUGCGCGAGGUGCGCGUGUCCCCGUGCCUGGUCAUCUCCUCAUAGCCGUGCGGUGUCUGCCCGUGGGUGGCUCAUCUCUGUCCGUGCUUCCUGUGCAUGUGCAAAUCUCGAGUGUCCCGUUUGUGAGCUGUUGCUGGUGCUCUCCGUGCUGAGUCGUGAGCGUCGUGGAGCUUUGGACAGGCUGCUGCAGAGCGGAUCCCUGGCUCCCCGAUGGGCGCCGCGGCCGCGCCGACUCCGCCGCCGGCUGCCACAACAUCCCAUCAGGUUGCCUCACUGCCACCCCCUUCCCUUUUUUAAGACAAAACGAAAAUGAGGAACUGAGAAUCACUCCUGGAACCCAGGUUUUUUUUGUCUUGAGCCCCCGGGGUUUGUAAUUCUGGCUAGCGGGGAGCUGAGUUGUGUCAGAGGUGGAGCAGGCGCUGUGGGGGAGUGCAGGACUCUGUUCUCCUGGGAACACAAUUCCCAACUCCACCACCCAGGCAGAUUUCUGGGGGUCUGGUGAUGAUGCAGCACUGCAGGCUGGGGACAGAGUGGCUGGACAGUGGCCAGGCAGAAAGGGGCUUGGGGGUACUGGUUGGCAGCUGACUGAGAGUGAGCCAGCAGUGUGUCCAGGUGGCCAAGAGAGCCUGGACCAGGAAUGGUGUGGCCAGCAGCAGCAGGGAGAUCAUUCCUCCCCUGUACUUGGCACUGGUGAGGGCACACCUCGAGUGCUGUGUCCAGUUCUGGGCCCUCAGUUUAGGAAGGAGAUUGAGAUGCUUCAGCCUGUCCAGAGGGGGCAAUGAGGCUGUGGAGGGGCUGGGAACACAAACCCUGUGAGGAACGGCUGAGGGAGCUGGGGGUGUUCAGCCUGGCCAAAAGGAGGCUCAGGGGAGACCUCAUCACUCUCUACAACUCCCUGAAAGGUGGC